UAAAAACCUCUUAAAAAAAGUGAAAAAUUACCACCUCAUAAAAUUUAACUAGUUAUUUGGUCUGGGCUAUGUCCCGGGUAAGGAAAAAUUUCAUUUAUUAAUAGUACUUUAUGAUAAUAACACUAAAUACAAUUUAGUCUAGUGAUUAAGAAGUAUAUGUACUUGAGAUUUCGGGAUUAAACCCUUAUACUAUGCAAAUUCUUAAUUUUUUUAUUGUACAUGAAUUACAUUACAUGAACUAAAACUCCCUAUGGAGAGCGCUAUUGACACAAUUUUUUGUAUAUGUACGCCUUUUAAUAUAUUUGUAUAGAUAGAUUUGCAAAGAGUUACAUUAUACACGAAAAAUUUUGUUUCAUGAAAUAACUUACUUAGGUUCCUUAUAGUAAGUGGGAAUUAAGUGGAAAUUCCCAUGGAAAACAAAAAUUUUCAUGUUUAACCAAAAAAAAAAUGUAAUUCCUGAAAAAUAAAAUUUCAUGAGUAAUGCAAAUAUAUGAGAUAUUAUACUUCCCAACCUCAACCAAACGAGUAAGUAUUACAUUAUAAGCCUUUCCUAAUUUUAUCCUUGUAUUUUUUUAAUUUUCAUUCUCAUAUUUUUAAAAACAUUAAUCUUGGUCUUUUGCAAAUAGUUUAAAAGUAGAGUAGGUCUUUAGUAAAUAACGUCAGACCUGUUAACAAUAAUAACUAAUUGAACAAAAAAUUAUAACUAUUAACCUGAAAAUCAUAACUAAUAACUAUACAAUCAUAACUUUUAUCCUAAACAUAAUAACUAAUCGUGCAAAAAAUAUAACUAAUUGCCCAAAAAAUAUAACUAAUGACCGUCUGAUGUUAAACUUAACGUUAGACGGUCUUUUAUAAGAACUUGUGUUAAGAGUAUUAUCAAAUGGGAGUAGUAAGAGAUAUUUUAGAUGAAUCUAGAAAGACAGUGUGCUAGAACAACCGAGAAAACUCCCGCCUUUUCCAACUUCUUGAUUCUACUACGCCAAACUCUCGAUCAUUCACUCUUCUUCUCCUUAUAUCGCCAUACUAUUACAUCUUUCUCCUAUAUAAUCUCCAUCUUCCCAACUCAUCUCACAUACAAAAAUCAACCAAAACAAACACAUACACAUACACAUACACAUACACAAAAACAACACCCUUCUAAGUUUUAAACAAACAACUCUCUUCUCUCAAGUUCUGAUCAUCCUGAUUACCAUGACACCUCAAGGCAAAGCUAUCGGAAUCGAUCUCGGAACAACCUACAGCUGCGUAGCUGUAUGGCAAAACGACCGUGUCGAGAUCAUUCCCAAUGAUCAAGGCAACCGCACCACUCCCUCCUAUGUUGCCUUCACUGAAACCGAACGUCUAAUUGGUGAUGCUGCCAAAAACCAAGUUGCUAUGAACCCUCAAAACACUGUAUUUGAUGCUAAACGUCUUAUUGGACGUCGUUUCUCCGAUACUUCUGUUCAAUCUGACAUGAAACUCUGGCCUUUUAAGGUUGUUCCUGGACCAGGGGACAAACCUAUGAUCAUUGUAUCUUAUAAAGGAGAAGAUAAACAGUUUUCUCCUGAAGAGAUUUCAUCUAUGAUUUUAACUAAAAUGAAGGAAGUUGCUGAAGCUUUCUUGGGACAAACUAUUAAAAACGCUGUUGUUACUGUUCCGGCGUAUUUUAAUGAUUCUCAACGCCAAGCUACUAAGGAUGCUGGUGCUAUUUCGGGGUUGAAUGUAAUGAGGAUCAUUAAUGAGCCUACUGCUGCUGCAAUUGCUUAUGGAUUAGAUAAGAAAUCGUCGAAAUCAUCGAGGGAGAAGAAUGUACUUAUAUUCGACCUUGGUGGUGGGACAUUUGAUGUAUCUAUUCUUACUAUUGAAGAAGGGAUUUUCGAGGUGAAGGCCACUGCAGGUGACACUCAUCUUGGUGGUGAAGAUUUCGACAAUCGAUUAGUUAAUCAUUUUGUAGCUGAAUUUAAGAGGAAGCAUAAGAAAGAUAUCUCAGGCAAUGCACGAGCAUUACGAAGGUUGAGAACUUCGUGUGAGAGAGCAAAGAGGACACUCUCAUCGACUACUCAAACCACCAUUGAAAUCGAUUCGUUGUAUGAGGGAAUUGAUUUCUUUGCCACUAUCACAAGAGCAAGGUUUGAGGAGAUGUGUAUGGAUUUGUUCAGGAAAUGUAUGGAUCCUGUAGAGAAAUGUCUAAGAGAUGCAAAGAUUGAUAAGUCGAAAAUCGAUGAUGUUGUUCUUGUAGGAGGAUCAACAAGGAUUCCGAAGGUUCAACAACUUUUGCAAGAUUUCUUUAAUGGAAAGGAGCUUUGUAAAAGCAUUAACCCGGAUGAAGCAGUCGCGUAUGGAGCUGCUGUACAGGCUGCUAUACUGUCAGGUGAAGGUGAUCAGAAGGUUCAAGAAUUGCUAUUGCUUGAUGUUACACCAUUGUCUCUAGGAAUUGAAACUGCUGGAGGUGUAAUGACAGUUUUAAUUCCGAGGAAUACUACUAUUCCAACGAAGAAAGAACAGAUAUUUUCGACUUAUUCUGAUAAUCAAACGAGUGUAAUGAUCAAGGUGUAUGAAGGAGAACGACCUAUGACUAAGGAUAACAACUUAUUGGGUACAUUUGAGCUUAAGGGGAUUCCUCCAGCACCUAGGGGAGUCCCUCAGGUUGAUGUUUGUUUCGAUAUCGAUGCGAAUGGGAUAUUGAAUGUAUCUGCUGAAGAUAAGACUGCUGGAGUUAAGAACAAGAUUACUAUAACUAAUGAUAAAGGAAGGUUAAGUAAGGAAGAGAUUGAGAGAUUAGUGAAGGAAGCUGAGAAGUAUAAGGCUGAAGAUGAUGUUGUGAAGAAAAAAGUGGAUGCUAAGAAUUCAUUAGAGAAUUAUGCAUAUAAUAUGAGGAAUACUUUAAAGGAUGACAAGAUUGGAGGUAAGUUGGAGGUUAUGGAUAAGCAGAAGAUCGAAAAAGCAGUUGAUGAGGUGAUUGAAUGGUUGGAUAAAAAUCAGUUGGCUGAAGUGGAGGAGUUUGAGGACAAACAGAAAGAAUUGGAGGACUUGUGUAAUCCUAUAAUUGCAAAAAUGUAUGGUGGUGGUGGUGGUGGUGGGAUGAAUAAGGGAGGGGAUAUGCCGGGUCGCGGUGGCGGUACAGGUGGUAUGGGUGGAGGUAGUGGUGGCACUGGGCCUAAGAUUGAGGAGGUUGAUUGAAAGAUGGUUGAACUUUUGGAAAAUGGUCUAAUAUCUUCUCUGUUUUUUCACUCUGUUUUCUGAUGCUUUUUUUUUUGGUGGGUGUAAUAAGACUUUGUUAGUGUUUAAUACUGAAAUGAGCAAGUAAACUGUUGUAGUUAUUGUAAAUUUACUACUAUUUCAAUGAAGUAGAAUUCUGUUAACAUUUUGUUGAUGCCAAAAUUUCAAUUGUUUUUAUUUACUUUUGACAUCAAAAGAGAACUUCAAUUUUGAUGAUUA
Beta vulgaris subsp. vulgaris (sugar beet) is the source of this 3417-nucleotide messenger RNA. RefSeq names its product heat shock 70 kDa protein. The record is from RefSeq and is a predicted model, not a curated record. The coding region runs from base 1192 to 3159 and encodes 655 amino acids. Gene Ontology annotation, biological process: cellular response to unfolded protein; protein refolding. NCBI's taxonomy places the organism in Eukaryota, Viridiplantae, Streptophyta, Magnoliopsida, Caryophyllales, Amaranthaceae. Gene Ontology annotation, cellular component: cytoplasm. The transcript has a single exon. Gene Ontology annotation, molecular function: heat shock protein binding; ATP hydrolysis activity; ATP binding.